This is a messenger RNA of Strigops habroptila (Kakapo), 1517 nucleotides long. Its product is annotated as C2 calcium-dependent domain-containing protein 4C-like. The record is from RefSeq and is a predicted model, not a curated record. Bases 142 to 1440 code for a protein of 432 amino acids. NCBI's taxonomy places the organism in Eukaryota, Metazoa, Chordata, Aves, Psittaciformes, Psittacidae. The transcript is spliced from 2 exons.
GUGAUCUGCAGCAGCCGGCAGCGUUCGGGGCCGGUUAGCAGCCAGCGACGGCUGCUGGAAGGGACAAGUGGCUUUCUCUUGACAAGGUGGAUCUGUACUUCAAACUCUUUCCUUUUGAAGCUCUCCUGUCCAGCUGCAGUGAUGUGGCUGUUGGAGAAGAUCAGAGCAUCACAUGAAAAUGGAAACUUCCCUAGCUCCUCCUUCCUGGGGCUGCCAUCUGGCCAGAAUCUGCCAGAGAAAUCCCACCUGGGGGCUGCUGCUUUUCCCAAUGUGCUCACUCCUGACAGAAUCCCCAAGUUCUGCAUUCCCCCCAGGCUGACCAGCUCUGGCCCUGUGAAGGGCACUGGCUUCCGCCAGGACCACAGUUCAGAGGAUGCAGAUCCUAAUUCUUCUGGCUACAGCCCCAGCUCUUUACCACGUCUCAUUCAGGUGGAAAGUGCUGAAGAGAUCCCAGACCUGGAGGAGGAAAGCACCAACUCAGACCCCCAGUCCCAAGCAGCACUCUCCCUGCCUCACUUUCCCAGAGCCCCCACUUCCUACGGCUUCUGCACUUUGCUGGAGAGUCCCCACACCAGGAGGAAGGAGUCCAUCUUCCAUGGUGACCCACGUGGUGCUCUGCCCAGCCUGAUGCUGUCUCGAUCCAGAGCUAACACACUCUCUGGCAAAGGGAGUAUGUCUAAUCCCAUUGCUAUCAGCUUUGCCUCUGUGAGGCUCCCUCCCAAGCAUCUCUCUCUGCACAGGCAAGCUGCCUGUGACAGUGACACAGCCUCCUCCAGUGACUCCUCUCCUUUCAGCUCUCCCCUGCUCAGCAGGUCACCUCCCAAAUCCUGCUCCCGGAUCAAAACGCAAAGUCAGGAGGGGUUGCUGUGCCGAGCGCUGAAAGCCAAGAACAAAUCCAGCAUGCCCAGGAACAAUUCCCUCUCCACAGAGGAGAGCAGCUCCACUGACAACAGCCCCAGUGCCAUCAGGCGGGCCUCAGCGGGGCUGCUCAGCACACGGAGCGGCAGCAUGUCCUGUUCUCCCAUCUUUCCCCUGGACCUGGCCCGCAGCCAGGAGAGAGCAGUGGGAGAGAGCGCGGUGGUGAUGGGCAAGGGAGGCUUGUUGAGGCUGUUGGCUGAAUACUGCUCGGAGAACGAAAGGCUGCGGAUCCGCCUGAUCAGUGCAGAGGGUUUAUAUGAGGACUCUGUAGAGCCCAAGACUAUCAACUGCUGUAUCACCUUCUCCCUGGUGCCAGGGAAAACACAGAAGCAGAGAAGCACUGUUAUAAAGAGAAGCAGAAAUCCCAUCUUCAAUGAGGACUUCUUUUUUGAUGGCAUUGCAGAAGAGCAGCUUUACAGCCGCUCUGUAAAGAUGAAAGCAGUGAAUAAAGGGUGCAGUAUGAAACGGGAUUACACCUUAGGGAAGCGGGAGUUGUCUUUAAUAAGUAUGUUGUCAGUGUAAUACUUCAAACAUUCCAACAGGCUAAUCUUGGCUUCUGAAAGUUUUCUACUAAAUAAAGUUUUGGGUUGACUUUCUUA